GAAUAGCAGGCCCAACAGUAAUUUUACAGGAGCCGUAUAGAAUUUCACAAGAAAAACACAGGAAUUUGAAAACAAAAUUACAUAGAUGCCAUAGCAGGUCCAACUAGUGCAAGGAUGCGCAAGGUGACCAGACGUCAUAUGGGCCGGGUCCGUUAAUCAAAAAGCACCGACCAAGGUCGACUGGGAGGUAUCUUUCGGAAAAAAAUUUAUCUCCCUGACAUGUGGGCGUAGGACAUGCAGGGCCCACGUGUCAGCGUUCUGGUCGCAGAAUCGCCUCUUCCUGUCCGCCGUCCGCCGGAGCACCGCCGCACCGGAACCGUCGUACGCCUCCGUGCCCUCGCUGGCGGAGGCCUCGGCGCAGGCCGCAGCGUGGUUCUGACUCGGUGGCCGGCAGAGCUGCUGCCUGGCCACAAGAAGCUGUCGCUCUCCCAGCUUUGUACCGGUUCCGAUCAGAGUAUCCGCACCACGGAGGAGCCCCCGCCUCAGGAGUCUCUCUUAGCCGCGAUGAAGGUGGAGCUCACCGCGCGGACCUCCCAGACGAGCAAGGCGGGGGAGGAGACCCCGCCGCCGUCCCCAUCAGCCUCUGCUGCGUCGCCCCCGGCGGAGGAUGCGCCGCUCCUCCCCGAUGCGGGCGUGCGGCGCCGGCCAGCGUGCGGGCGGUUCUCGCAGCGCAGCGGCUCCUUCCGCCGCGAAGUCAGCCGGGCCGCCGCCGAGACCUUCCUCCUCACAAGGCUCACUUUGAUCCUCCUCCGCUACCUCGGGAUAGGCUACAGAUGGAUCCGGCAGUUCCUAGCCCUCUGCUGUUAUACCCUCUUGCUGAUGCCAGGUUUUAUUCAAGUUGUAUAUUAUUAUUUCUUCUCUAGCCAAGUUCAUAGAAGUGUUGUAUAUGGAGAUCAGCCAAGAAACAGACUGGACCUGUAUAUUCCCACUAGUACGACAGGGUUAAAGCCAGUUGUGGCAUUUGUGACUGGUGGAGCGUGGAUCAUAGGGUACAAAGGGUGGGGAGCCCUUUUAGGCAGACGCUUAGCAGAAAGAGGCAUCAUAGUUGCAUGCAUUGAUUACAGAAACUUUCCUCAGGGGACUAUUGGUGACAUGGUAGAAGAUGCUUCUCAAGGAAUAGCUUUUGUCUGCAAGAAUAUAGCAAGUUAUGGAGGUGAUCCUAGCAGGAUAUAUCUUGUUGGCCAAUCAGCUGGUGCACAUAUUGCUGCUUGUGCUCUCUUAAAUCAGGCCAUUAGAGAAUGUGGUGAAGAAGAUACUUCCUCUUGGAGUGUAUCACAGCUAAAAGCUUAUUUUGGUAUUUCUGGCGGGUACAACCUCCUUAACUUGGUUGAUCAUUUCCAUAGACGUGGCCUUUACCGGUCCAUCUUUCUCAGUAUUAUGGAAGGUGAAGAAUCACUCCAGAAAUUCUCUCCACAAGUUAUGAUUAUGCAAUCAUCUGCUAGGUCUGCAGUUCCUUUAUUGCCUCGUAUCAUCCUUUUCCAUGGGACAAGUGAUUAUUCAAUACCUUCAGUUGAAAGCCAAGCGUUCAUUGACGCUUUACAACAGCAAGGUGCAAAAGCAGAUUUAUUUCUGUAUGAAGGGAAGACGCAUACUGAUUUGUUCCUUCAGGAUCCUCUUCGGGGUGGCAGAGAUAAAAUGCUCGAAGAGAUCGCCAGUGUGAUACACAGUGAAGAUCCAGACAAUUCUGCUCAGCACCUUGUCGUGCCUGUUGCAAGGCGUCUUGUUCCUGAGUUUAUGCUGAAGCUUGCUGGAAAAGUAAGCCCUUUCUGAAGCUGCUAGUUUGAUUGCGAUAGUAACCAGAUGGAACUGUAAAAUUAUGUACAUUAGGGGAAUGCAAUCUGACGCGAAAUGGAUCCUGCGAUCGGGAAUAUUCUUUCUUCUGAGAAGAGGGUCAGGAAAGUGUGUCGCUCCCUGAUUACUCAGGUUGUCCACUUGUCUACAGGUUUUAAACACCUUUGUGACCCUUGUUUACUCACAUGUCACUGCUUUAAAAAACCGUCGUCCAAAAUAAUAUAGUUUGUGACGUCUGUGCACUAACA
This is a messenger RNA of Sorghum bicolor (sorghum), 2039 nucleotides long. Its product is annotated as probable isoprenylcysteine alpha-carbonyl methylesterase ICMEL1. NCBI's taxonomy places the organism in Eukaryota, Viridiplantae, Streptophyta, Magnoliopsida, Poales, Poaceae. The record is from RefSeq and is a predicted model, not a curated record. The transcript has 11 exons. Bases 235 to 1770 code for a protein of 511 amino acids.